This is a messenger RNA of Diceros bicornis minor, 2183 nucleotides long. RefSeq names its product phospholipid phosphatase 5 (gene PLPP5). Gene Ontology annotation, biological process: phospholipid metabolic process. Gene Ontology annotation, molecular function: phosphatidate phosphatase activity. The transcript has 6 exons. The coding region runs from base 34 to 831 and encodes 265 amino acids. The record is from RefSeq and is a predicted model, not a curated record. NCBI's taxonomy places the organism in Eukaryota, Metazoa, Chordata, Mammalia, Perissodactyla, Rhinocerotidae.
CGUCAGUGCGUCGCGUGUCCCCGGGCCGGGCUGAUGGGGAAGGCGGCGGCGGCCUUGGGGGCCGAACUGGGCGUGCGGAUCGCGCUGUUCGCGGCCUUCCUGAUAACAGAACUUCUCCCUCCCUUCCAGAGGCUCAUCCAGCCGGAGGAGAUGUGGCUUUACCGGAAUCCCUAUGUGGAAGCAGAGUAUUUCCCCACCAAGCCCAUGUUUGUGCGUGGAGAACCGGCCCUUCCUCCUGACCCUCAAUGCGGCUCACUGAGCUUAAUGCUAGGAAGGGAAGGUCAUUGCAUUUCUCUCUCCACUGUCUCUGAUCCUCCUGGCCAAAUGUCUCAAGAAGGCAGACACGACAGACAGCAAACAAGCCUGCCUGGGCCACGCCCAGACUUCUUCUACCGCUGCUUCCCCGAUGGACAGGCUCAUCCGGACUUGAUGUGCACAGGAGAUAAGGACGUGGUGAAUGAGGGCCGUAAGAGCUUCCCUAGUGGACAUUCUUCCUUUGCAUUUGCUGGUCUGGCCUUUGCUUCCUUCUACCUGGCAGGGAAGUUACACUGCUUCACACCACAAGGCCGUGGGAAGUCUUGGAGGUUCUGUGCCUUUCUGUCACCUCUACUUUUUGCAGCUGUGAUCGCACUGUCCCGCACCUGUGAUUACAAGCAUCACUGGCAAGACGUACUAGCUGGAUCCAUGAUUGGCCUGACGUUUGCCUACGUCUGCUACAGGCAGUAUUACCCUCCUCUGACUGAUGCAGAAUGCCAUAAACCAUUUCAGGGAAGACUUGCACUGCCCACUGCACAGAAGAAGCCUGGUGAUCCUCAUCAUUUUGAUAUUUAGAAAUUGGAGCUACCUCAGUGGGGAACAGGUGAAUCAGCCCUUCUAACUGGACCACGCCCGAGACAAGAAUUUCUGACCUGUGUACCUCUGAAGUGGUACAGGCGAGGGCACAAGCACUUCAUUCUGCCUCCACAGGAUGAUGCAGUUGUGCCCCUGCUCAUCAUGAGGAGUCAAGAUUCUUUUUCACUACUGUUUGCCACACAUUCUGGUAAAAAGAUCUUUCAAUAGUCCUCCAACAGCUUAUGAAUCUGAUCCAUCAGAUUGGUAUCCCAAGAUCUACAGUGUUAUUUCAUUUAAUUUAAAUGCCAUUCUUGGAAGGAUCUUGUCACAAAGAAGCCUCUACAUAGCCCCACUUUAUCUUAGGAACUACAGUUAAUCAUCAAAACUUAAUUUCCAUUUCUCAUAGCUCAAAAUCUUUUUUUUUGUGAGGAAGAUCAGCCCUGAGCUAACAUCCAUGGCAGUCCUCGUCUUUUUUUGCUGAGGAAGACCGGCCUUGGGCUAACAUCUGUGCCCAUCUUCCUCCACUUUACAUGGGAUGCCGCCACAGCAUGGCUUGACAAGCGGUGCAUCGGUGCGCACCCAGGAUCCAAACCCGGGGCGCCAGCAGCGGAGCGUGCGCACUUAACUGCUACGCCACGGGGCCAGCCCCUCCCAUAGCUCAAAAUCUUAAAAUCUAGGGCACAACCAACUAAAUUAUUUUCAUUCUGUUUACUUUCUCUGUAACAAUUCCAUCAAGCCUUAAAUAGGAAAAUGUCCAAUUCUGGCUAAUUUACCACUGUCAUGCAUAUCUUAUCCGAGUCCAGCCAGAUAUUGCUGUCCAUUUUGAAUUCUGUGGGCAUAAAUGAUUUGUAGAAUUAUUAAGUAAAGAGAAUAAAAAAGAAAACGGUCAGGAGUGUGCUUUCAGUACUAACAAGUGAUGAUUAUUUCUACCUCAUUUGUUCUUCACUGUGCUCAUGAGCUUCUUCCCCUCCAUUCAUGACUGAAGAUCUGCCCAAAUACAUCAACUUUGCCAACUGGCUAAGGCAGGAAAGAAAAAUUGAGAAAAAUAACAGAUAUCAUUAUCUGGAGGACAAAUGAAUCUUUUUCCAUCCCUUCUUCACAAUGGGAUAUAAACAACAAUUAUGGGACAUCAUCAGAACUGAUACUAUAGGACCUACAACUUUCCCUUUAUUGUGAUUAUAUUUUAAAUAUGACCUUGUCUUAUGUAUUUCUUUUUAUAACAUAUUUUCAAUGUAUCUUUUUCCUUCAGUAAAUGUGAUAUUCAAAUAAAAUGAUGAAUUUGCUUUUUUUGUACUUAAAGUACCAUUCAAGAGCUGGAACAUUUCUAAAGUAAACAAUUGGAUUCCCCAUCU